AUGGAGCAGUCGCAGUGUGGCAGCAGAGACCGCAGCGCUAGCGGCCGAGCCCAUCUGAUUCCAGGGCUGGUGGGGGGCCCUGCGCCCCCGGCCGCGGCUUUGCCCGUGCCCUCGGGGAUCCCCGUUCCUCCGGCUUUCCUGCGGCCGCCCAGCCUCUUUCUGCGAGCAGCCGCCGCCGCUGCUGCCGCCGCGGCUGCCGCCACCAAGGGAAACAGUGGCUGCGCGCCGCCCGCUCUGGGGCUGGAGAGAGCGGUGGGCGCUGCGGGCUGCGGCUACCCGCGGACGCCCAAGUGCGCGCGUUGUCGCAACCACGGCGUGGUGUCCGCGCUCAAGGGCCAUAAGCGCUUCUGCCGCUGGCGGGACUGCGCGUGUGCCAAGUGCACCCUGAUCGCCGAGCGCCAGCGCGUCAUGGCUGCCCAGGUGGCGCUGCGCAGGCAGCAAGCGCAGGAGGAGAGCGAGGCCCGGGGGCUGCAGAGGCUCCUGUAUUCGGGCCCCCAGGGGCCCGGGAAUCAGGCCUCCGGAGGCACCUGCAGAACCGAGAAAGCCCAGGCCGCUGGCUGCCCCGCGCUGGGACUGGGUGUCUUGAGACCGGCCAGUGGUCUGGCAACCCCCGCUUUCGAGGUUUUCCAGCAAGAUUGUCCCGAGGAUAAACAAGAACAAAAAGAAAGGAAAUGUGACUCAUGCCAGAGCGGACAAGAACAAGUCUCCAGAUCCCAUCCACUUUCCCUGGGGUCAUCUCCUAAGUCUCCUGGUGUCAAACAAAGCACCAACUGCUCUCUUUCAGAACGCUCCAGCAAACCUGACAGCAUCCUGUCAUGUCACCUUGGGGAGCAAUCAGGAGGUGAAGAGAGUCCCAGGUCCUUGUCAUCUUCUGAUCUGGAGUCAGGAAAUGAAAGUGAGUGGGUUAAAGACUUUACUGCUACCAGAGGCAGCCUUACUGCUGUUUCCUCAAGACCAAGAGACCCUCUUGACAUCCUUACCAAGAUUUUUCCAAGUUACAGGCGCAGUUGGCUGGAAGGCAUUCUACAGCUCUGCAAAGGAGAUGUGGUCCAAGCCAUUGAACAGGUCUUAAACGGGAAAGAGCACAUGGCAGACACUAGGGACCCAGCAGGCACAGGAGAGCUGGAAAACACAGCCUGUCAGAGGGCUUCCAGUUUUAGUCUGGGAGUUGGACUUGGAACUCUAGGUACUAAAUCAGCUUUCUCUCCUCUUCAAACCACUUCUGCUUCUUAUGGAUGUGAUUCGGAUUUCUACCGCUUAAAUCCUAGAUUAGGCAUCAGUCCGCUACGGCUGGCAUACUCUUCUCCAGGAAGAGGGUUGUCUGGUUUUAUGCCAUCCUACCUGACACCUGGCUUAGUACCAGCAUUACCUUUUCGGCCAUCUUUGGAUUAUGCCUUUUCAGGGGUGAUUAGGGAUUCCUCCUACCUUCCCCAUAAAGACUCAAUAACUGGUGGUAGACUAUACUCCCGAUUGCAUCAGGAAAAUCUUUAA
Molecule: messenger RNA, 1491 nt
Organism: Lepus europaeus (European hare)
Lineage: Eukaryota; Metazoa; Chordata; Mammalia; Lagomorpha; Leporidae
Gene: DMRTA1
Product: DMRT like family A1
Exons: 2
Coding region: 1-1491 (496 amino acids)
Biological process (GO): sex differentiation; regulation of transcription by RNA polymerase II
Cellular component (GO): nucleus
Molecular function (GO): RNA polymerase II cis-regulatory region sequence-specific DNA binding; DNA-binding transcription factor activity, RNA polymerase II-specific; protein binding
Source: RefSeq, a predicted model, not a curated record